AUGAAUAUUAAUGACAAAACAAAUAGCGGUUCUACACCACUACACAAGGCUUGUCAGGAAGGUCAUUUUGAUACAGUGAAAUUAUUACUUGAUUUAAACGGUCAAGUAUUAAAUGGUCUUGUAGAUACCACAAUAAAAGACGCAAAAGGAUGGUCAGCUGUACAUGUAGCUUGUGACAAUGGACAUAUAGAGGUAGUAAAGUUAUUUUUCGAAGUUGGUAUAAAUCUUAAUGUCAUAUCAAAUAGUGGAUCUACACCACUGUAUUUAGCUUGCAAAAGAGGUCAUUUUGAAACAGCGAAAUAUUUAAUUGAAUUAAAUGACCAAAUAUCAAAUAGUCGUGUAGAUACAAGAAUACAAAUCGAAAACAAAUGUUUACAUGUAGCUUGUAUGAAGGGACACACAGAGAUAGUAAAGUUAUUAAUUGAUGUUGGAACAAACCCAAAUGACAUAUCAAGUAGUGGUUCUACACCACUACAUAAGGCUUGUCGGGGAGGUCAUUAUGAUACAGUGAAAUUCUUACUUGAUUUAAACGGCCAAGAAUUGAAUAGUCAUGUAGAUACAACAAUUAAACAGAGAAAAGAAAGGUCGGCUUUACGUAUAGCUUGUAAAAAUGGACAUAUAGAGGUAGUUAAGUUAUUAAUUGAUGUUGGAAUGGACAUUAAUGACACAGCAAAAAACGGUUCUACACCACUUCACCAAGCCUGUCAGAAAGGUCAUUAUGAUACAGUAAAAUUCCUGCUCGAUUUGAAUGGCAAAGUGUUGACUGUAGAUAAAACAAUGAAAGACAACGACGGAAAUUCGGUUUUACAUGUAACAUGUUUGAAAGGGAUGCUAGAUGUAGUGAAAUUAUUGAUCGACGUCGGUAUAAACCUUAAUGAGACAACAAAUAAAGGUUCUACACCACUUUAUUUAGCUUGUCAGGAGGGUCAUUUUGAAACGGUGAAAUAUUUAAUGUGUUUAAACGGCCAACUAUUAAAUAGUCGUGUAGAUACAACAAUAAAACGCGAAAACGGAUGUUCGGCUUUACAUAUAGCUUGUAUAAAUGGGCAUAUAGAGGUUGUUCAGUUAUUAAUCGGCGCUGGUAUGUACCCUAAUGACAAAUCAGAUGCAGAUAAUACACCACUUUAUCUCGCUUGUCAGAACAGUAAUGAUGAAAUAGUGAAAUAUUUAUUUGAGUUAAACGGCCAAACAAUAAAUAGUCGUGUCGAUACUACUAUUACUAAUUUAAAAGGAUGGUCGGCUUUACAUUCAGCUUGUUUCAAUGGACAUGCAGAAAUACUGAAGUUAUUGAUUGAUGUCGGUAUGAAUAUAAAUGAAAGAGACAAUUCGGGAAAAACAGCUGUUAACUUAGCUUGUAUAAAUGAGCAUAGUGAUAUUGUAAAAAUAUUGAAGGAUAAUGGUGCAGAAUAA
Messenger RNA from Mytilus trossulus (common blue mussel), 1410 nucleotides. Its product is annotated as ankyrin-1-like. The record is from RefSeq and is a predicted model, not a curated record. Bases 1 to 1410 code for a protein of 469 amino acids. Gene Ontology annotation, molecular function: protein binding. NCBI's taxonomy places the organism in Eukaryota, Metazoa, Mollusca, Bivalvia, Mytilida, Mytilidae. The transcript has a single exon.